AUGGCAGCCCGGCGCUCCGCCUGCGACGCCCUGCGCCCCGGGACUGGCCGGUCCGGGCAGCAGCCGCAGCCGGCGCCGAGCGUCCGCGCGUCUCCUAGCGACGCUGCCGCACAGAGCGCGCGCCUGCGCAGCGCCGCCGCCCCUGCAGCGCGCCCUGCCGCCCCACGCACCCCGUCCUGGAGCCACGCCAGCGAGCCGAUUGUCGCCGCUGCCCGCGCCGGGCCGGUAUCCUCUGAGGGGUUAAUUACCCAGCUGGGCCAAGUGCGCGCUCGCCCUGUUCGGCCGCGCACAGUGAGGGAACGGGCUGCGACGUCGGAUUUAAUUAGGCGUUUGUUUCCGGGCGGGGCUUCCGCUGCGGACACGCCCACAGCGCCGCCGCGGUCCGCGCCGGACAAAGGCCGCGGCGGAAAGGCGCCACCAGCGGCCGCAGGAUUCAACGGCGGCGGCGGCGGCGGCGGCGGCGGCGGCGGCGGCGGCGGGCGGCGACGGAAUGGAGACGGAGGCGUGUUGUCACCUGCAGCAGGAGCGGUCACGCCACGGUGCCGCGAGCGUGUAAACGGCGCGGAGGUGUCGGCCAGGGUGCGGAACGGUGACGAUGGCUGCCACGUCACGCCAGGCGGAGCGCGCCCUGCUACUCACCGCAGGGUGGGGCAGGCAGUUCUCCGCGGCCCGCGAAUCUCGGCGUCGCUGGCUGCCAGCUCGCAGUGCGACCGCCGCGUGUAUAAUGCAUCCAGGCCGGCGGGCCCGCCGCUGCACAGCCGCCCGCCAACAUAA
Schistocerca nitens (vagrant locust) is the source of this 774-nucleotide messenger RNA. Its product is annotated as translation initiation factor IF-2-like. The transcript has 5 exons. Lineage: Eukaryota; Metazoa; Arthropoda; Insecta; Orthoptera; Acrididae. Bases 1 to 774 code for a protein of 257 amino acids. The record is from RefSeq and is a predicted model, not a curated record.